UGAAGAAGCUCUAUUUGAGUUGCGGCAACCAGCUACAAAAGAAGGGGACUCCUGGUUCUUAGAACUUUCCAUCUACUCAUUUAAUUCUUGGAACAAUCCUAUGAGUUAUGCCUUCUUGUGACUCUGACCUUCCUCAGAAGGACCCAGAGAAAAUGACCAGGUUCCAGGAGGCAGUGACAUUCAAGGACGUGGCUGUGGUCUUCACUAGGGAAGAGCUGGGGCUGCUGGACCUUGCCCAGAAGAAGCUGUACCGAGAUGUAAUGGUGGAGAAUUUUAAGAACCUGGUUGCAGUAGGGCAUCUUCCCUUCAAACCAGAUAUGGUAUCCCAGUUGGAAGUAGAAGAAAAACUUUGGGUAACAGAAACAGAAACCCAAAGAAAUGGUCAUUCUGGUGAGAACCGCGCAGCUUUUCUUUCAGGUGGCAAGAAUCAAGAUAAUAUGGAGACUUUCCAAAAAUUUGCAUUAAAAUACCUUUCACAUGAAGAGCUAUCCUGCUGGCAAAUCUGGAAACAGGUUGCCAAUGAAUUAACCAAGUGUCUUCAGAGGAAGAGUUCCCACUUACUACAAGGUGACUGUAUUCAGGUUUCUGAAAAUGUGAACACUAUAAUGAAUUGUAAAGGAGAUAGCUCUAUUUAUAUUGAAAAUCAAGAGUUUUCAAUUUUGAGAACCCAGGAUCUUCUCACGAAUACAUAUCUGAGUGAGUCACAGAAUCUGAGUAGAGGUAAGCAAAUUGAUUUGAAAAAUAACCUGCAUGUGUGUGAAGACUUCAUGAAGAAAUCAUCAUCUAGUGAGCAUAUUAAAACUGACACAGAACCAAAACCCUACACAUGUCAAGAAUGUGGCAAAAAGACUAGCCAUGACGUUAAUCAGCAAUUACUCUUAGAGAAACCACAAUCAUGUAGUGAUUGUGGAACGGGCUUGAGUGAUAGCCCAGUGCUUCCUCUACAUCUGAAUGUUCAUAUAGGACAAAAAUGCUUCCGUCCAAGCUCAUGUCUGCAAACUCAGAGAAUUCACCCAGUAGAGAAACUUGAUAAAUGUCGUGAAUCUGGUGACUGCUUCAGUAAGAAUUCUUUUCAUUCUUAUCAAUCUAAUCAUACAGGAGAAAAGUCCUAUAGAUGUGACAGUUGUGGCAAGGGAUUCAGUAGCAGCACAGGUCUUAUCAUUCAUUAUAGAACACAUACUGGAGAAAAACCUUAUAAAUGUGAAGAAUGUGGUAAAUGCUUUAGUCAAAGUUCAAAUUUUCAGUGCCAUCAAAGAGUCCACACUGAAGAAAAACCAUACAAAUGUGAAGAGUGUGGUAAGGGCUUCGGUUGGAGUGUUAAUCUCCGUGUCCAUCAGAGGGUGCACAGGGGUGAGAAACCCUAUAAGUGUGAGGAGUGUGGUAAGGGCUUCACUCAGGCUGCACAUUUUCACAUACAUCAAAGAGUCCACACUGGGGAGAAACCCUACAAAUGUGACAUAUGUGGUAAAGGCUUUAGUCACAAUUCACCGCUAAUAUGCCAUCGGAGAGUCCACACUGGAGAGAAGCCAUACAAAUGUGAGGCAUGUGGGAAAGGCUUUACCCGUAAUACAGAUCUUCAUAUCCAUUUCAGAGUUCACACUGGAGAGAAACCCUAUAAAUGUAAGGAGUGUGGCAAGGGCUUCAGUCAGGCUUCAAAUCUUCAAGUCCAUCAAAAUGUCCACACUGGAGAGAAACGAUUCAAAUGUGAAACGUGUGGGAAAGGUUUCAGUCAGUCUUCAAAGCUUCAAACCCAUCAGAGAGUCCACACUGGAGAAAAGCCAUAUAAAUGUGAUGUGUGUGGUAAGGACUUCAGUUAUAGAUCAAAUCUUAAACUACACCAAGUGAUUCAUACUGGAAAAAAACCAUAUACAUGUGAGGAGUGUGGGAAGGGCUUCAGUUGGAGAUCAAAUCUUUAUGCGCAUCAGAGAGUUCACUCUGGAGAAAAACCCUAUAAAUGUGAGGAGUGUGAUAAAAGCUUUAGUCAGGCUAUAGAUUUUCGAGUACAUCAGAGAGUCCAUACUGGAGAAAAACCAUACAAAUGCAGUAUAUGUGGUAAGGGCUUCAGUCAGUCCUCUGGUCUUCAAUCCCAUCAGAGAGUCCACACUGGGGAAAAGCCAUACAAAUGUGAUGUAUGUGGAAAGGGCUUUAGAUACAGUUCACAGUUUAUAUACCAUCAGAGAGGCCACACUGGAGAAAAACCUUACAAAUGUGAGGAGUGUGGGAAGAGCUUUGGUAGGAGCCUGAAUCUUCGCCAUCAUCAGAGGGUCCACACGGGGGAGAAACCUCAUAUAUGUGAAAAGUGUGGUAAGGCCUUCAGUCUUCCCUCAAAUCUUCGAGUCCACCUGGGUGUUCACACUAGGGAGAAACUCUUUAAGUGUGAAGAGUGUGGUAAGGGCUUCAGUCAUAGUGCACGUCUUCAAGCCCAUCAGAGAGUCCACACUGGAGAAAAACCAUACAAAUGUGACAUAUGUGAUAAGGACUUCCGUCACCAUUCACGUCUUACCUAUCAUCAGAAAGUCCAUACUGGCAAAAAGCUUUAGAAAUGAAAAGUGUAUUACCAAGUUUUAUCAGAAUACACAUCUUCAAGUUUUGGGAGUGUCCAUGCUGGUGAUAGACCUGUAAUAGUAUUGAAAGAUUAACACUCAGAAUCUUCCUUAUAUUAUACAAAUUCCAUCAAAAUGAUGACAGCCAUUGUCACAGAAUAAAACUCAUAAUUAGAGGAGAAAUAAAGAACAUGAUCGUCUUGGUAAGCGCCAAUUAGUAUAAAUGAUCAUCUGUCAGUGUGAACA
Molecule: messenger RNA, 2789 nt
Organism: Otolemur garnettii (small-eared galago)
Lineage: Eukaryota; Metazoa; Chordata; Mammalia; Primates; Galagidae
Gene: ZNF227
Product: zinc finger protein 227
Exons: 6
Coding region: 108-2540 (810 amino acids)
Biological process (GO): negative regulation of transcription by RNA polymerase II
Molecular function (GO): DNA-binding transcription repressor activity, RNA polymerase II-specific
Source: RefSeq, a predicted model, not a curated record